Molecule: messenger RNA, 1039 nt
Organism: Myotis myotis
Lineage: Eukaryota; Metazoa; Chordata; Mammalia; Chiroptera; Vespertilionidae
Product: pyrroline-5-carboxylate reductase 2-like
Biological process (GO): L-proline biosynthetic process
Molecular function (GO): pyrroline-5-carboxylate reductase activity
Source: RefSeq, a predicted model, not a curated record
AUGCCGGUCAAGGCGUGGGCUUCAGCGGGCAUCCUUUCGGCUCACAAGAUAAUCGCCAGCUCCCCGGACAUGGACCUGCCCACGGUGUCCGCGCUCAGGAAGUUGGGGGUGAACCUGACCCGGAGCAACAAGGAGACGGUGAGGCACAGCGACGUCCUGUUCCUGGCCGUGAAGCCGCACAUCAUCCCCGUCAUCCUGGACGAGAUCGGGGCCGACGUCCAGGCCAGGCACAUCGUGGUGUCCUGUGCCGCCGGCGUCACCAUCAGCUCCGUGGAGAAGAAGCUGGCGGCCUUCCAGCCGGCCCCCAAGGUGAUCCGCUGUAUGACCAACACGCCCGUGGUGGUGCGGGAGGGCGCCACGGUGUACGCCACGGGCACCCACGCCCUGGUGGAGGAUGGGCAGCUCCUGGAGCAGCUCAUGAGCAGCGUGGGCUUCUGCACGGAGGUGGAGGAGGGCCUGAUCAACGCCGUCACCGGGCUCAGCGGCAGCGGGCCUGCCUAUGCGUUCAUGGCCCUGGACGCGCUCGCUGACGGUGGGGUGAAGAUGGGCCUCCCCCGGCGCCUGGCCAUCCGGCUGGGGGCCCAGGCCUUGCUGGGCGCUGCCAAGAUGCUGUUGGACUCGGAGCAGCACCCAGGCCAGCUCAAGGACAACGUCUGCUCCCCCGGCGGCGCCACCAUCCAUGCCCUGCACUUCCUGGAGAGCGGGGGCUUCCGCUCCCUGCUCAUCAACGCCGUGGAGGCCUCUUGCAUCCGCACACGAGAGCUGCAGUCCAUGGCCGACCAGGAAAAGGUCUCCCCAGCCGCCCUCAAGAAGACCCUCCUGGACAGAGUGAAGCUGGAGUCCCCGACAGUGUCCACGCUGACCCCCUUCAGCUCCGGGAAGGUCCUCACCAAGCUGGCCCCGGGAGGCAAGAAGGACUAAGGUAGCCCCGCCCCUCGGUGACAGGGCCCUCGCAGGAGGGGCCGGGCAGGGCGAGGGCAGGCUCAGCCGUCUUCAGAUCCUGGUGUAAAAGCUCCUUAAAUCUGUUCAGACCAAGCAG